CACACACAUCCGUAGCCAUUUUGGCUCAAAAGAUAGUGCCGGCUAGAACUUCGUUUGCAACCGCGGCAGGAGCGCACGCAAUGGUUUGUGUCGUCGAUGGGGCACCUGUCGUCUAUUGUUUGCUGAAGGAUGCUUGCCGCCGCUUGCUGCCGCUGUUCUUUGACCAGGUUCACGCAGUCGACGCCGAGAAUUUGCCAGAGCCAGGCGUGCCGACGAUCCUCGCGUUCAGCCACAGCAGCGACCUCGCCGACAUGCUGCUGCUCCUCUCGGCCACGGAGAAGCGGUACAUAAGAUUCGGUGCUGCUUCGUUCCUCUUCAAGAUGAAAGGAGUGAUGUCCGUCGUGAGUUGCAUCGCGAACCGUAUCGGGGCCGCCCCCGUGGUCCGCCUGCAGGAGACCGAGGGCGGCGGCACACAGCAGGCGGAGGCGAACAGGACUCUCGUCGAGCGGAUGAUGGACGGUCUGAGCCGUGGCCAGUGUGUCGCCCUGGUGCCUGAGGGCGGCAGUAGAUGCCGAGUCAAGUUGAAUCCUUUCAAGCCUGGCGCUGGUGUCUUCGCCGAACGUGUAGUGAUGCAGGAGCUUGCCGAGGGCCGGCCGGGUUUCUCUGUGCGGAUCGUGCCUGCUGGUGUGGUGUACACGCAUUGGACGCUUUGGCGCUCCGCUGCCAUGGUGCGCUAAGGCAAGCCUGUCAUCGUGGACGCGGCGCGUCUCGACAGGUUUGGAAUCACUCCGGACAUCUACAGAGAUACGAGGAACCAGAGGCACUGCGACCUUGUUGACGAUGUCAUGAACGAGUUGAGGGGCAAGCUGGCCGCGGUUGCCUACGACAUACCUGCGCAUGCAGUCAAUGAGGGUGGCAGGGCGAGGAUCGCGGACCCCGACAAAUCGAAAACUCUCGAAGGAGAUUCCCCUGAUCUUCGCAAGGGUGUCGUCGCCGCUCGCAUGGCGCUGUUCGACUCGAACAUCAGUAGACUGCCGCGGAUCGACAUUUGGCAGGGCGCGGUCGUCACCCUUGCCAAGGCGCUGCAGGCCAACAGAGAUCUCGGCAACGAUGUCUGCAAGUACCAUGAGUCGCUCGUGCGCGUGGGAUUGCGAGACGCGCAAGUUCGGGGCUGCAGCCGAGCAGGAUGCUGUCACAUCCUCUAUGCGGCAAUCUGGGCGCUGGUGUCGGUGUUUCCACUGCUCCUCGCAGCUCCUGGCGCCAUCCUCUUCUCGCCCAUGCUCCUCCUCGCUUGGCGAAAGCACCGGGCCGCGAUCGCGAGGAGCAAGGCCAUGCAGCAGUUCUCUGACGCCAACAACGCCACAAGCGAAGACGUCCGGAAGGCGUUGAAGGAGCAGCUUGGACGGGAGCCGGAUGUUCAGGACACGCCCAGGGACGAGGAAUCGUCCGCCGGCGCCGGAACUUUGACUUGAUCACGGG
This is a messenger RNA of Prorocentrum cordatum, 1419 nucleotides long. The record is from the annotation of a GenBank genome assembly. Lineage: Eukaryota; Dinophyceae; Prorocentrales; Prorocentraceae.